AGAAAACAAUGCUCUUACACUCAACGGUCAUCCCACACUCGGUUUCUGGUAACGUUACAGAAAACAUACUAGCCGGUGUUCUGUCGAUUUUGUGUCUUCAAGCAAAAACCAUAAAUCAAAAAAUAUUUGCGUGCUUAAUUUAGCUAAAACAAAGUUUCUGAAAUGUGAGCAUUUAAUGCUUGUUAAGUUAACUUUACAUAAUAACUAACGUUUAACUUACCGGUAAGUAACGUUGGACUGUUGGUUGGACAAGCACAUCUUCACUCUGAUGGGAAGUUAACGUUAACGUUAGUCAUGGAGAGAUUUCUCGAUAAAAAGCAAUUGUUGUGGCUAAUUAGCUAACGCUACAGCCCUAGCUAGAAAGAUUACUAACUAACUAAGCUAACGCUAGCUAAAUCUAGACAAAACCCAUUACUACAGCAAGUGUUUUAUCCUCUGUUAGGGAUUUUGCAUUGAUUAAGAGGCUCAGCUGUAUUAUAGUUAUUGGGAUAUUUAUGAAGUGGUCCCGUUGAAAACUGUUAAUACUAAAAACUGUAACGUUAGUUUAAAAACAUUUUAUUGAUUGGGAACAUUUUUAGGUUUUUGAAAGGCUGAUGAGAAGAGAGAUUUCUGUCAACCUCAUUCAAAUGCUUUUUUACUUGUUAAAGGUGAAGUUUCCUAAAAUGGUCAGUAAUUUGUUGCAGUCUGUUUAGUCUAACGUUAGAUGUUCAUCUUUCUCAUUUUAACUUACAUCCAUAGCAGACUACAAUAACUACAGAUUAUGGAAAUAGUCUCUGCUGUACAUUUUACCAAUUACUGUUUUAUUACUAAUUAAUUCAUUAUGGAAGAUACAAAAACUAAACCUAAUGUGUCACCACCCAAUACUAGUUUUGAUAUUAUGAAUUAAACAGUAUUUUCUGUUUAUCUGUCUUAAGAUCUGUCUGUCAAUACUGUUUAUUAGCUAUAGUAAUAGUAGUCAAGUAACAACAAAUAAGUACAGUAAGGUCAAGAAAUGUAUUUCUGAAUAGUGAUGGUAAAUUGGAAAUUGUAUACAACGAGAGUGUUUAAAUGUAUCAGAAAAACUUAGUAGACAUUUUUGUGUGUGUCUUUGUGUCUGUGUAGAACCAUUUCUACCCAGGCUCGCUGAACUCAAGCAUGGAUGCAGAGGCCUUGUUGGACUUGGCAAAACCAGCCACACGUAUUCACUCUGUAUCGCAUGCACAGGUAUUCUAUACUAGAAACUGAAUUCGGUACCAUCUUUGUAGAGCGUCUCCUCUCGCAUUUGUUCCAAUAUUUCCUGCCUUCAAAGGUAAUAUUGUUGGACACGCCCAUCUGGGAGCUAUGCCCCUACUGAAAACCAAUAUCCAUCCUGGCAUCUGUGAAGAGGAGAGAAGGCAAAGAAAAGCUUGAACCCAAAAUACUGCCUAAAAUGAAGCUUUCCCCCAGGCAAACUUCGAAAGACAUGGAGAAAAAUGAUGGAACAGAGUUGGUAGAAAAAGGAUUGAAUAACAUUUACAAAGAAAAUGAAAGAAAGAGGCCCAGCAACAUGUUUGAAAAAUCACUGGAGGACACACGGGGCCAUAAAAGGCAGCGGCUCACCUCCAAACAAGACGCAUCUGAAGGAAGUGGAGGAAAACCGAAGGAUAAAGUGUCUUUUAAUGUGAACCCCCAACAAGGAGAUCACUUGUGGCAGUAUCUUCAGAGGGAGAGCCACGAGCCUGUGGUUGGUUUAAGUGCUCUCAUUGAAUGCCAUUGUGAUCAGCGUGACUCCAUCUACUUCUGCGAGUGCUGCUCUCUGAAGAUCCUAGAGAAGGACAUCGUCAGCCAUGUUACUGGAUCAUACCACCAGAAGGUGUAUCUGGGUUUACAGAAACUGCCAUGGAAUAACCAGAGGAAGACAAUCAGACAACAGGCUACAUUGGUUGGAAAGGACAAGGGAAAUUGAAACGUUGACACUUACAUUUGAGGAACAACAUACAAGCAUCAACAGAGUAUCAAAUACAGAUCUACAACUGACAAUACAUACUGCCAUACAGACAGUGAAGGCACUUCAUGUUCAGCAGGGCAAAGUUGGCUUAAACCAGCUGAUUGUAGUGUCAUGUGAAGGAAAGCAACAAGUCUACUGUCAGCUGUGUUCUGUGAAGUUGAACAGUUCCAGGCACCCACUUGGGUUUGAGCACAAGUAUAACUAUGUGAAAAAGCUGUACCCUUGGUGGACUGCCAAGCCAUUGGACGUGGAGAGCAAAUUGGACAAGAUGGUAGCCAACUUGGCUGAUGUAGAGAAAGAUGUAGGAUCCUGCUCCGCACAGACAAUGGAAGUGAACAUUGAUGAGUACAACGAGCUGAAUGGUCUUCCAGACAACAAAGGUAAAGAUAUUCUAAUACCCUUCACAAAUCUACUGCUACGUGGCUUACAAGGUGAAAAGAUUACAAAGAACCGUCCGUCUCUAUUUGUUGAGUUGUUCAGCCAUGUUAGCAGUGGGGUCAGAGGGGACUGAGAGAGAAAUUAUCCAGUCAAAAUAACAAUACUGCAGAUUUGUUUUAUAAAUGUGGAGAAAAUCAUAAUUCUCUUUUUAU
Micropterus salmoides (largemouth bass) is the source of this 2556-nucleotide messenger RNA. RefSeq lists its product as uncharacterized. The record is from RefSeq and is a predicted model, not a curated record. The transcript is spliced from 10 exons. Lineage: Eukaryota; Metazoa; Chordata; Actinopteri; Centrarchiformes; Centrarchidae. The coding region runs from base 1806 to 2477 and encodes 223 amino acids.